Andrographis paniculata is the source of this 1043-nucleotide messenger RNA. RefSeq names its product 40S ribosomal protein S3-3-like. Bases 102 to 824 code for a protein of 240 amino acids. NCBI's taxonomy places the organism in Eukaryota, Viridiplantae, Streptophyta, Magnoliopsida, Lamiales, Acanthaceae. Gene Ontology annotation, biological process: translation. Gene Ontology annotation, cellular component: cytosolic small ribosomal subunit; nucleus. The transcript is spliced from 6 exons. Gene Ontology annotation, molecular function: structural constituent of ribosome; RNA binding. The record is from RefSeq and is a predicted model, not a curated record.
GACCUCUAUAUAUUCUCAAAAACCACAUUGGGCCGCCGCCGCUACGAUUCCCCUUUCCGCAGAGUAACGGAAUUCCACAACCAACACAGUUUGUGAAGAAGAUGGCCACGCAAAUAAGCAAGAAGCGAAAGUUUGUGGCGGAUGGGGUGUUUUACGCCGAGCUGAAUGAGUUGCUGAUGAGAGAGCUGGCGGAGGAUGGAUACUCCGGGGUGGAAGUGAGAGUCACUCCCAUGCGCACUGAGAUCAUUAUUAGGGCCACCCGCACGCAGAACGUACUUGGUGAGAAGGGGAGAAGAAUCAGAGAACUGACAUCUGUUGUUCAAAAGCGUUUCAAGUUCCAAGAAAAUACUGUUGAGCUUUAUGCUGAGAGAGUUAACAACAGGGGUUUGUGUGCAAUUGCACAGGCUGAAUCCUUGCGCUAUAAGCUUCUUGGAGGACUUGCUGUUCGAAGGGCAUGUUAUGGUGUUUUACGAUUUGUCAUGGAGAGCGGCGCCAAGGGGUGUGAGGUGAUUGUUAGCGGAAAGCUUAGGGCGCAGCGUGCCAAAUCAAUGAAAUUCAAGGAUGGAUACAUGAUAUCUUCUGGUCAGCCUGUCAAAGAAUACAUCGACUCUGCUGUGAGGCAUGUUCUCCUUAGGCAGGGUGUUCUUGGCAUCAAGGUUAAGAUCAUGCUCGACUGGGACCCGAAGGGGAAGCAGGGUCCAGUGACACCCUUGCCAGAUCUUGUCACCAUCCACCCACCAAAGGAAGAGGAGUAUUUCGCUGCUACUGCUGCCGCUGCAGCUGCUGCUCCAGCUCCCACUGAUGUAGAGGUUGCUGUUGCCUAAAAUUUUUAUCAGCUAUCGAAUAGUGAAUGUAGAUACCCGAGACGAGACGGUUCUGUAAUCUUGUUAUUAUACUGAGUCAUAUUCCAGGUAACUUGCUUUGUUUGCCUAUUCUCCUUUGUUGUAUCAUAUCGGGAACCUCCUGAGUUUGUGGCUUAUUUCAAUCCUACAGUACACUACUAUUGUGUGGAUUAUAUUUAUUUAAAGGAAACAGUUUCUUUA